Messenger RNA from Mercenaria mercenaria, 6596 nucleotides. RefSeq lists its product as uncharacterized. The record is from RefSeq and is a predicted model, not a curated record. The transcript has 3 exons. The coding region runs from base 186 to 5996 and encodes 1936 amino acids. Gene Ontology annotation, molecular function: protein binding. Lineage: Eukaryota; Metazoa; Mollusca; Bivalvia; Venerida; Veneridae.
AUCAGUUUUCUGAAGAUUUUGAAUACUAUUUAUUUAGAAUGACGUUUGAAUGGAAUGUAAUGAUAUCAUGUUUUUACACUACGGACUAUUUAGUCAACAUAUCAAGUUUCAUCCAUAACCACGUGAUGAAAAAGAUAUUUAAUACAAAUGUAUACAGUUUGUGUAACACCUGAACAGAGAUUAAAAUGGCUAAUUUAAUUGUAAAACAUACCGGAGAACAUUUAAACUUUAAGUGUGCUUUGGUUGCAUUAAGUGUGACAGGACAAGCAUUGGAAAAUGUAACAGAAACCAAACUUCAAGCAGUUCAUGAUACAAUAAAGAGGAAACAUGGCGCCCUGAAACCUUGCAGUCAGCAGUGCAGUAAAAUGCAGAGGAAUAUUAAAAAAUGGUGUUCAACAUGCGAAUUAUGGCGUAAUGAAUUGGAAUCGUACGUAACAGGACAAACUACUAGUACUAGAAUUAACUGGGACAAGAUGAAAUCUUGGGAAUGGCCACAACAUCACAGAAAUAUCGCCGAGGUGUUUACUGCCGCUGGUUGGAAUACUUCGAAACUGAAUUUAAAAGAUGUUUCAACGAGCCUCAGCAUAUGGCAAAGCUGUAAAGAGUUUCCAAGGCACUUUGUUCAGUACUCAAAAUCGCUACAAAAGGCAAGGAACAAUUUGUUCCAUAUACAUGCCUCCAGUCUUUGUCUGACUUCUGACGAGAUGAAGUCAAUAUUUAGAGCAAUUUACAAAGUACUGAAUCAUGGGGAUGUCAUUCCGCUAAUACAAAAUUACAAUGAAGUUGCCAACGCUAUCAAAGACCUUGAGCAAGGUAAUUUGCAUGGACAUGAAAAAGAAGCUUCUAAAGCUUUGAAGGAAAUUGCAGGAACAAAUAAAGAAAUACUGGCAAAGAUAAAUAAAUUGGAGAAGAACACAAAGAUGAAUUAUUUACUUCUAGUUUUCGCUAUAAUAUCUGUAUUACUUUCAUUCAUUUACUCCUUAAACAUAAGGAGUACGGAUGAUGACAAAAAGCACUUGGUCGACUUAACGAACAGAUUAAACCAAUGUCUACCUGAGAAGUCACACCGAUUAUUCAAACCUGGUAUAAGUAUGGAGGGAUAUCUUGAUCGUGAUAAUCAGUUUGUAGGAAGAGACUGGUUAUUUCACGAUCUUGCGGAGAAAAUCGUCAAUGUUUCCAUGGGUAGAGGAGUUGUUAUGGUUGCAGAUAUGGGAUAUGGAAAGUCUGCGAUUGUUGCUCAUAUGGUAUGUUCAAACGAAUCGGAUGUUAGUUUUAAGCUGCGAAAAAGACUUGUUGCGUACCAUAUCUGUAAAUUUGAUGUACAGUUAUCAAAAAGAAGUAAUACAUUUAUCAAACGGAUAGCAUCUAUGAUAGCGCAAAGAUCUGCACAGUUUGCAAAGUUGUUGGAAAAAGACAGAGCUUGUAUAGAGAACUAUGACAGUGAUACUUGUGAGCAAGAUCCAUUCGGCUGUAUGGAUCAGUGUUUAAUAGAUCCACUUCGAAAGGUUCAGCUAAAUCAAAGUGAUAUAUACAUAAUCGCUAUUGAUGCGCUUGAUGAAUGCGAAAACAACGAUGGUGAUAAUGUUAUAUAUGAUUUGUUAAAUUCAGACAGGAUGAAACAAAUUCCGUAUAUUUUCAAAUUCAUAAUAACUUCCAGAAACAUCACUGCAUAUUACGCUUUAAACGCGGAUUUUUCAUUUAUGAUGUUAAGGGACAACCAUGACUUAAAUCUUAAGGACAUAAAUUCUUUCAUAUAUGCUUCAAAUCACACAAUAGUAAUAAGAAACCAGGCGUCUUCGAUACAUAAUAUAUCAAACUUUUUGUUGGCAUCCAAUAUCAUGAAUACUCCCUCGAACUUUGAAGAAGGAAAUCAGAUACCUAAAUCAAUCUAUAGAUUUUACGGACAACUGUUCCAAAGACUUUUCGGAAAGCAGUAUGAUCAAUCUAAAUCUAUUCUUGAAGUUGUAUGUGCAUCGAUUUUUCCACCAACUGAAAACUACGUAAGGCAAAUAACGCAAAGUUCGACAAAUAUUACAAAGGAACAAUUUUCAGCUGUCAUGGAGAAAUUCCAACAUAUUUUGGCAUUUAGUGGGGCGGAGCUUCAUUUAACCCAUAUGUCAUUGAAAAAUUGGCUAAUAAGUAAAUCAAGUGGCAAGUAUGAACUUGACAUUAAGCGUGGCCACAUGAGGCAUGCCCUUUUCCUGUUUGAAAAUUUGAACCAUGAUAUACCAGUUGACUUAGUGGAUAUAUCAAUACAUAUAUCGUAUGCUUCCCCAAGAGGUAAACUUAUGGGAAUGUUUCAUAGAAUUAAUCAGAGCAAAUUGAAUGAAUAUAAAACAUGGUCAAACGAAUUACCACUUCAUCGUUUAGUGAAACAGUGCGAUUGUGUUGAAGCAAUACAGUUGCUUCAUUAUCACUUUCGUGAUGUCAACGAACUGAAUCAGGCCGGAAUGUCGCCGUUAUAUUUAGCGGCGUCCCUAGGUCGCACAAAAAUAUUUCAAUAUCUUUCGAUGCAUAAUGCUGAUAUCCAUUUUAGAUUGAGAUCUUAUUCUAAUGUUAUCCAUCUUGGAUUAGCGGCUGAAAUCGCGUUUAAUGAUCGCCAUUGGGGAUACGGAGUAAUGGAUAUAGCAGCUCAAAAUAACCAUAUAGACAUAAUAAGAGAUAUUCUUGUAAAAGAUGUAACCGCAAGUAGAUAUGACUUCCUCAAAAUGAAUGGAUUGAAUCUUUUGCCUAUUCAUCUAGCAUGCAAAGUUGGCCAUAAAAAUAUUGUAAAAUUGAUUGUUGAAUACAAGGCAGACAUGUUAGAUGAUUUUUGUCUUUACUUUGCAUCUGCUAAUGGUAAUACUGAUGUAGUGGAAUUCGCACUAAGUCAAGGCAUUAAAGAUACAUGUCGAACAUGCCUAGAAAAUUUUUACUGGGUGCCGAAAAAUAAGAGAAGAAUUCAAGGCAAUGACUUAUUAUCUGAUGAAGGUUACAGUGUAAAAGACUACGUUUUAUUUGAUGAUAGCCAUUUGAUCAUGUGUGAAACAGCUUUGCAUGCGGCAGUCAGGGAAAAUAGAACAGCACUUGUUAAGGUGCUUAUAUCACAGCCCUUAAACGCUUUAAGUUGUAUUGAUAGAUCUGGUAGAACUCCGCUGAUUUCUGCAAUUGUGUACAAUCGUAGGGAAAUAUUUCAUCAAAUUAUUCGCAGAUUUCGUUUCGAUGUACACCUUAAGUGCCAACACCCAAAAUACAUCACAGACAUUUCUCAAUUAAGUGAAACUGAAUUGAGCAAUUUGCAAUUAUCCAUGUGUGAUUCAGAAUCACCUGUUCUUCAUAUUGCAGCCAAAUACGACAGAUAUUGGGUGUUCCAAGAGAUUGAACAAACUGGUGUUCAUUGGACUGAAAUACCAAGGGACAGUGAAGGAUGUCAUGCUGUUCAUAAAGCAGCAUGUCAUGGCAGCCUUAGAGUUUUAGAUUAUAUAAAGUCUGUAGAAGAAAAUAUUUUACACAUGCAUUGUUCAAAUGGCUCAGAUCCGCUUCAUGCAGCAUUAGCGUGCGGGUCGUUUGAAGCUGCAAACUUCAUCUUAGAGAAAGAGAAACGUAAUGUAAUCUAUCACAGGUCAAACGCAAGUAGGUAUAUGUUUUCAGCCGUUAAAGUAAACGUUUCUAAGGAAACAGCCAAUGAUGCCGAAGACAUUGUUGAUAAAAGCUUAGCAUUUGUAACCAAAUUUAUCACUAAUGGAUUUCUAUUAAAUGUGACGGAUCAGUAUGAAAGAAAUAUUUUUCACUAUGCGAUUUCAAAUGGACAUUACAAACUGAUAUCGAAGCUAAUGCAUAUUACAAAUGAGAAUGACAGCUAUCUAAAUGCGAGGGAUAUAUAUGGCAAAAUACCCGUGAUUUAUGGUCUCGAGAACCUCCCGGUUACAGACACUGUUAAACUUUUCAUAUCUGCAAACUAUACACAACUAUUACAUCAGUUGUCUUCUACCCUAUCGCCACAGGAAUAUUCAUGUUUCAUAACACUGCUUCAUAUAAAAAAUAAAACAUUGCUGAAAGAAGGUUUAUUAAAGAAAAUAAUGAGGUUAAUCGUUCGAAAACGUCGUCUUAUACUUUUUACUGCUAUAUCUAUGUAUAUAAGAAAUGACAGUAAAUUGGACCCUGCUCUUGUAAGAUACAUGUCAGUGCACGAUAACAGUAACAUUUUCCUAUGGAAUUACAUAUCGGUUUGCAUUUCGAAGGCAAGAGCACACUCCUCGUAUGCAAAAAUGACCAAAAGAUUUGUUGAGGCUGUUCACUGUGUAAAUUUAAAAUUACCUUGCAUCCUACAUGAAAUUGCGCGGUUUUCAAAUUUGAAGAUCAUCGUGCAUACCGGCCUUUCUGCGGCUCUGAAUCAGUAUAUUGCAAACUUUGUUUUCAAUAAAGAAAUGCCACACCUUCUCACAGAAAGUUUAGAUUCCGAUGGUUAUAACGUAUUAGAGAGAGCAGUACAGGGAAGGAAUGUCAUUCUAGUAAAACAUUUUAUUGAAAUGAAAAUUAAGAUAAACAAGAAAGUAGAUGAUUUUUUUUUAUGGGCUCUUUUUGAUAAUAGUUCUCAGUCCAGUGUAACUGUGUUGAAAGGCAUUAAAGAUGAUUUAAUAACCGCAGAAAUACAGAAUAAUAGGAUGAUAUAUGCAAAGUUAUUAAGUUACAAUAGUACAAGUCGAGCACAUAAGGCGAAGCAUUUAGAUGAAGUUUUGAUGAGUGACUUUGAUAUUUUGAAAGGACAUAAUCGGGAAAUGCACAAUCAGAUGGAUGAAAUAUUGACUAUAUUACUAACUGAAAACAGAAAAAACAUUUCAAAGGAGUUUAUUUGCUCCCAGAAUAGCAGAAACUUCUCGUUUGUGCACUUAGUUGCUAUGCAAGGAUACAUUGACACUUUAAAGGUUAUCAGUAAAUACUGGGGCUUAAAUAUGCUAAAAUGCACAACUACUGAUAAAUUUACACCAUUAUACCUGGCUAAAGUAUUUGAUAAUAAAGCGAUAAUAACGUAUUUAGAAAACCAUCAAAUAAGGACUCGUGUACCAGAAAGCAAUGCAGAAAUACACUUCAUUUUUAAAAUAUGGUCAAGAUUUCUACUUAAUAGAAAACACAAAAAGAAACUUUAUUGCUUAUAUCAACUCAAAAGAAAAACCUUUUCUAACAUUAACGCGGGACUUAACGCAUUUCGCUGCAUAAAACGAAGUGCAGAAGCUCUUGGCAUAUCUGAUAAAAUGAAAGAUGGCUUAGCUGAAUUUAAAUCCAUAUUAAUAUACGUUUCCAAUGUAAACGUUUUCAAGCAUCAUUAUAAAAUUAUAUGUAUCAUUGAGCGGCGCCUUGAAAUGCACUAUUUGCGUGAGGAUGAAUAUCAGUUACACAUGAACAGUUUUAAAUAUCAAGUUAAUAGAGCAAAUGCAAGUUGCCGAAUUGCUAGCAAGGCUCUCCUCAAAACCAUUUACCAUCGGAUUAAAAGGAUAUCAAAGUCCAGUUAUAACGUAAGAUCAAUUGGUUACAAGAAAAAACAGGUGUUGUCCAAACUUUUGACUGUUAGUGGUAAAUAUUUUACUUUUGAUGAGUGUGUACUAUAUUUUUCUGACACCACAGAAUCGGUUUGUCCGUGCUUUAGCCAUUACAAUAUGAUAAAACAAUCGAUUUCAUCACCCAAUAGUCGACUAAGAGAAGUUAUUGAAAAGCUUUUAUCGAAUAUUGUCAUGCAUACAGUAAACUUCUUUUUUAAAUCAGGAUACUUUGCUUCCAGAGUAAUGCUAGAUUAUAUGUUUGUUUCUGGUGUUUGGUUAUGGGAUCAUCAUUUAUAUGCUUAUAUGGAUGUCAUACAAAACAUGAAGUUCUAUCAAGAUACUUUUAUGAUGAACGAAGGUCUUCUAUCAGAACAUCUACGGCUGUCAGCCGAAAUUCGAAAAUCUUUUAAUUACUUAGAGUGGAGCAAAAAUGCAAGGGAACUAGUUAAUCAAUUUACAAAUAAAUUGAAGCAUGGGUGAAUAAUGGAGAUUUUCAGAUGCGAAGCGUUGUCGUUUGUAUUUACGUUUAUGUUAAAUGUUAAAUACGACCUUUGAAUAGUUUGGUAGAAAAUAGCUUUAAAAAUUAGUUUGCCAGUUCGAGUAAAAAAACAUAAUAAAUACGAAAGUUAUUUAGAACAGUUACCUGCAUUUCGUACUGUCUGAAUAUUCUUAAUAGAAAAUAUGAGUGUUAUCAAGCGAGUAAAUAUGACCUAACUGAAAGGAUUCUUUUCAUAUUUUUGCUGAAUGGCUUUUUGAUUAUUAAACCAAAGGUCCAAGGAACCUCGUUGAAAACAAUCGCAGUCUAACAGAUGUCUUUCUCGAUUAAAUUUAGUAUUAGAUGAAGUAUCGAUAACCACCUGUAUAACCAAUUAAUACAGUACUAUGAAAUAGUACAGAGAUCUACGAUCUCUUUGAGAUAUCUAACCUGAAUAUAUAUUUUAUUGAUUAAGCAUCAGAUACCGGUGGUAUGAUAGUGCAUUGUGUGUAGUAUUAUAAGCUUAUAUUUGAUUUUUUCAUUAAAACUGCAUAUCAUAAAAUGUUGUUAAAAUCACUUUGAUAUUAAAAGGCAAUAUUGUUUCA